CAAAAAAAAAGCUACAUUGGGCUAAAUGAGGGAGUAGUAAAACGAAUAUGGUUAUAUAGAGAUGUUGAAGCAUAUUUUGUAAAAGCGAUGCCAGCAGCACCUCUCAGCGGCCGCAGUGAACGAACAGACGCUUCGCGGGGAUGAUCGCACAGCUGAUCUGGCGACAAGCGGCCGGUCACCGACAGGACCGACGGUAUCUGCGCGCGGGAGAUAACACACGCGUCCAGCUUCAGCCGUGCGGGUGCGACGAUGAAGCGAACAUGAUCAGUGCCGAUGGCCCCUCCACCAAGAGCGAGGAGACCCGGGACGCGGGGGAGAAGAAGAGGGGCAGGCCGCCGCCAGAAAUGCUGCACCUCCUGUCCGCUGUGUCCGUGUGGCUGGUGACGGGCACCACCAUAUCCAGCCUCAACAAAUGGAUAUUCGCCGUGUACAAUUUCAGAUACCCGCUGCUUCUGUCAGCCCUCCACAUGCUGACGGCGAUCGUGGUGGACUACGGACUGAUCAAGUGCAGGAUGAUCCAGCACCGAGGCGUCGGAGAGCAGGAUUUAACCACCAGCGCCAAAUGCAAAGUGUUCCUGCUGAGCUUGACCUUCUGCGCCAGUAUCGCGUUUGGCAACGUGGGUCUCAAUUAUGUGCAGCUUUCGUUCGCGCAGAUGAUCUACACCACAACGCCGCUGUUCACGCUGGCUAUUUCCACCCUGAUUCUGGGAAAGCAGCACCACAUCCUGAAGUACACCGCGAUGAUGCCCAUCUGUCUCGGGGCGUCCUUCAGCAUCAUGGGCGAGGUCCAGUUCGACCAGACCGGCUGUCUGUUUGUGUUCGCCGCCACUAUGUUAAGAGGCGUGAAGUCCAUUCAACAAAGCAUCUUGCUCCAGGAGGAGAAGAUCAACUCUGUCUUCCUGCUGUAUCUGAUGUCCAUCCCCAGCUUCUGCAUCCUGGCCAUCGCCGCCCUGGUUCUGGAGAACUGGGCCGCGCUGCAGUCCCCUUUCCAGUAUGACCAGCACCUCUGGGGUUUCAUCUUGCUCAGCUGCCUGGGUUCAGUGCUUUACAACCUGGCCAGCUGCUGUGUCAUCACCCUGACCUCCGCUGUCACGCUGCACAUCCUGGGCAACCUGAAUGUGGUGGGGAACCUGCUGCUGUCCCAGCUGCUGUUUGGGCACGAGCUGACGGCUCUUAGCUGUGCUGGAGCUGCGCUCACCCUCUCAGGCAUGAUCAUCUACCAGAACUCAGAGAUCAUCGUAGCUUACAUCGACGCACGGAGAGCCAGGACACCAACCGGUGGCAGUGGAGAGGACGUGGUUUGUGUUAACGAGAAUGACUCGAGCAUAUCAGAGACUCCAGAACCUUGUUCAGAAGAAGAAUUAUAUGCAGAUAAUCAGGUCCAUGAGAAAACGGACUGAAGAGACUAAAAGGCUGUGUUCCAAAACCUAGUGAGCUGCAGUGCUGCUGUCUGUAGCCAAUAUCUGCUAACUGAAUUAAAAUAUAAAUAAAGUUUUAUACAUAUAUUAUUUUAGCUAGUUGCAGAGACAAUAUUUCUCAUUUUAGUUUAACUUGAUAUACUAAAAUAAAAAAAUAA
Cyprinus carpio (common carp) is the source of this 1576-nucleotide messenger RNA. RefSeq names its product solute carrier family 35 member E4-like. Gene Ontology annotation, molecular function: antiporter activity. The record is from RefSeq and is a predicted model, not a curated record. Lineage: Eukaryota; Metazoa; Chordata; Actinopteri; Cypriniformes; Cyprinidae. Gene Ontology annotation, cellular component: Golgi apparatus.